Molecule: messenger RNA, 741 nt
Organism: Dibothriocephalus latus
Lineage: Eukaryota; Metazoa; Platyhelminthes; Cestoda; Diphyllobothriidea; Diphyllobothriidae
Source: the annotation of a GenBank genome assembly
AUGAUUCGAAUGAUCCUUCAAGACUGUCACGUGAGGCUUCGCAAGUACCGUCAGAGGAUGGACGAAGAGACGGCAAAGUGCUUUGAGUUCAUGGGUGAGAAUGAUACACAAUUGCUCCAGCAGAUGGUGGCCGAAAGAGCCCCCGACCACAAAGCAAAGCGAGAGGCAGCACUUGAAAUUAAGUUUCUUAAGCUACCUCGUCCAAAUUCGUCCAAAGAUGACAAACUGGUGCACAAUCUGUCAUCCAAAAAGCUGACGGAAGAACAAAUGGAGGUGUUAAGGCAUGAAACCUCAUUCAACACAGCUGAUGCCAGACCUGCUAAAAUGGUUGCUGCUAUAGAACCAAUUCUCAGCCAGAGAGAAUCAACUGACGAAACGAAAAACCUUAUAAGUCAUCAGGUGUCGUCCCUCCUCAUGGCACAUCGACCACGCGACGCGCUCUCCAAGAUCGAACGUAAGGCACUUAGAGAACUCAGAGUGGAGAAUGACCUCGUUAUCGUGCCGGCGGACAAGGGGCUGUCCACUGUCGUAUUGGAUAGGAUAGACUACAUUCACAAAGCUGAAACUUUGUUAAACGAUCGUCAGUCCUACGCCCCAUGCAAAUCCAACCGCAUGGCGAGGGUGCACGAAACGGCCCUGGCCCGCUUCUGUGGUCUCCUCAAGGUGCACAAGGAGGGCGCACUCCACCCCCCCCCCGGCCAAUUGUAUCACUCAAAGGCACUCCAACCUAGGGACUGGUAA